AUGGCUGACAACAACAAGAUCUCGUUUCAAGAUUACCUCGAGAUAACAAAUCUAGUAUCUCAGUGGUCCACAAGCUAUGACACUAAGGACUGGGAUUCACUAAGACUGUGCCUUGCUCCGUCUUCGUGCCUGGACUUCCGCAGCCUACAGGGCGAGCUACACGAGAACCUCACGCCUGACAAUUACGUGGCGAUUCUGGAGAAGAUGAUCGGCGACAGGCGCCUCAAGACGCAGCACUUCCUGGGCGUGUCAACUUGGACGCACCUAGGGGAGGGGUCGGUCGAGGUGGUUCACCAGGUGCGCGCCGCGCACCAGCGGUACAAGGACGAGACCCUGACGGAAGUGGCCAACAAGGGCCACGGUCACGGAUUCGUGUACAAAAGGUUUAGGAAGCACGCGGAUGGAUGGAAGAUUGAGAGCGUGCGGCCGGAGCUGGAUUGGGCGGAGUAUGACUUGCACGGUACACUGGCUUCACCGGAGAAGAAGUCGGAGUAG
Cordyceps fumosorosea ARSEF 2679 is the source of this 495-nucleotide messenger RNA. RefSeq names its product scytalone dehydratase. Gene Ontology annotation, biological process: melanin metabolic process. The record is from RefSeq and is a predicted model, not a curated record. The transcript is spliced from 2 exons. Bases 1 to 495 code for a protein of 164 amino acids. Gene Ontology annotation, molecular function: scytalone dehydratase activity. Lineage: Eukaryota; Fungi; Ascomycota; Sordariomycetes; Hypocreales; Cordycipitaceae.